This is a messenger RNA of Thunnus maccoyii (southern bluefin tuna), 5570 nucleotides long. Its product is annotated as transmembrane protein 151A. The transcript is spliced from 6 exons. The record is from RefSeq and is a predicted model, not a curated record. The coding region runs from base 384 to 2336 and encodes 650 amino acids. Lineage: Eukaryota; Metazoa; Chordata; Actinopteri; Scombriformes; Scombridae.
CACGCACGCUCAGCUUCAGCAUCACACGAGAGGCAGCGGCAGCGAAAACGGUUUGGCAGCGGAGGGCGACGGGCUUUGACUUUGGAUGCUUAGUCACAUUUUGCUUUUGACAGAGAGGCGGCGGAGGAUGGAGCGGGUAGAGGAGAGACAUUGAGCGGGUCAGCAGGAGGAGAGACAGAAAGGAGGCAGGGGGUACCGCGAAAUCCGGAGCAGAUGAUGCUUAUUUGCCGCAGGCCCCGCCAUCGUGAAAUUGGAUACCGACUUGCGGCGGAUGGGGUGACCGAGCUUGCUGCUCCACCGGGGAGGUCCCUGCCUUCGGACGUUACCGGGGUGGGAGCUGCCUGUGCCCGGCUCUAAGGAAGGAAGGAGUGGUAAGAGGGAAAAUGCAGACGGAGGAGGAGACGGCCACCGCAGAAGAGCCCAUUUUGGCGGAAGGGUCAGGACGAGAGCAGCAACGGCCAGUCCAACAGUCUCUGGCCUCCUCCCUGUGUCGGGAGUCCCAUUGGAAGUGCCUCCUCCUGACCCUCCUAAUGUACGGCUGCUUUGCUACGCUCGUCUGGUGCGCUCUGUGUCGUGUACCCGUUCUUGGCUCCUCCUCAUUUGCUCUUGGUAGUGAUGAAGAUGCCACCUCGGCGGCCUACUAUAAUGAAAUGCUGCUCUAUGAGAGUCCGUGCUCUAGUGGUUACGUCUACAUCCCCCUGGCCUUCCUGGCCAUGCUUUACGUGGUUUACCUGGUGGAGUGCUGGCACUGCUUCUCUAAGACGGCCAUGUUGGCUCAUGCUGAAUUCCAGGAAGUGUACGAGCGCGUGCAGAGACUUCAACAGGCUACACCCUGCAUUUGGUGGAAGGCAAUCAGCUACCAUUACGUGAGGAGGACCAGGCAGGUGACAAGAUACCGCAACGGAGACGCAUAUACAACCACACAGGUCUACCAUGAGCGGGUAAACACUCACGCCUCCAGUUCAGAGUUUGACUACGCCCGCUAUGGUGUCAAAGAUGUAUCGAAGGAGCUGCUGGACCUUCAACUGCAUCCUGCCGUUCGCCUCCGUUUCACCAAGUGUUUCAGCUUCUCCAGUGCACGUGCUGAAGCUGCCUACCUCACCCAGCGUGCACGCUUCUUCGGCGAGAACGAGGGGCUUGACGACUACAUGGAGGCCAGGGAGGGAAUGCACUUGAAGAACGUGGAUUUCCGUGAACACAUCCUGGCGUUCCCGGAUCCAGCUCACCAGCCGUGGUUUUCUAGACACAGGGUGUUCUGGCUGGCUUCUGCUUUCCUCCUGUCAUGGCCGCUGCGGGUAGUGUCAGAAUAUCGCACAGCGUACGUCCACUACCAUGUGGAGAAGCUGUUUGGGGAGGAUGAGGAUACAGGCGGAGGAGGGCCGGGUGGUGGAGGAGGGCCGGGUGGAGGCGGAAGAGGGGAUGGGAAUGAAGGAGGGACUGAGAAUGGCAUCCACCCGGGGGGAAUUGGGAUUGGAAUUGGCCUGAAUGGGACGAGCUACAGAGCCAUCUCUCGGGUCAACACGGUGGACAUGACAGAAUUGGAGUGGCACAUCCGCUGUAACCAACAGAUGGUACCAAGCUACUCUGAGGCCCUCCUUAUGGACUUGGACAUAAGUGGAGGGACAAACCCCACCGCCUCUACACCCCUCUCUGGGCCCCCAGGCACCACCCCCAACCAAGAGGUCACCCGGCCUCCUCUAGCCCUGCCUGUGGUGUUCAACUCGGCUUACCUCCUCCAGAGCUGCCCCCGAUGUCGAAGGACCACAUCGAGUUCCAGUCUGCCCUCCAGGCUAAGGGCCCCAAUGGGAACCACAGCCCUCCUUAACGCUACCGUGGCAGGGAUCAGGGCAGCAGGUCAGGGCGGCGGAGGUAUAGGAGGGAGGCUGGUGCUGAGUCGAAGCGGAUUCUCGCUAGGGAGACUUGGAGGAGGGCGCCAGAACAGCCUGUUUCAUUCAAGAAGCAUGGGGGGAGGGCUCGGAGGAAGUAGGGAGGAUGGUGGAGGAAGUGGAGCUGGAGGAGGAGGUGGAGGCGGAGGAGGAGGAGGAGGAGGAGGAGGUGGAGGUGGAGGAUUCCUUGGGUUAGGGUCAAGACAGGACAACGAGGAGACCAGAGGAGUGCUAGAAGGAGAAGGUGAUGAGGAAGAGGAGCAGGAGGACGAGGUGAGGAGAAGGGAAGACAGAGGGAGAGAGAGAGAUGAAGAGGGAGAGCAAGAUGGUGGAGUGGGCGAAGGGAGGGAGGGCGAUCGGGACCGUCCUCCAUCCUACCAGGACGCAUUCUUCUUUCCUGUCCUCAUUAUACACGGAGAGGAGAGCUGCCACGCUGGAGACGACAUGUGACGAUCAGAAAAAUAAACACAUUCAGAGCGAGAAAGUAUGGGCAGAGGCCGAGGGAGAUGAAAGAACGCACAGGACAAAAAGAAACAGACGAUCACAGAAGAUGCUCAGAGUAAUAGAUAAAAGAAGUGAUAUGAUAGACCUGAAGAAUCACUGAAAUGAGAACAGAAUGAGGUUGGAAGUUGGUUGAAAGCUUACCACCAACCACAGACAGAGAAGGAAGGGUUGCGUAAGAGAUAAAAACAGCUCUGUGAACAAAGGAAAGAGGCGGUGAUGGAGCGAAGUGUAAAUGAGUGGAUACAGUAAGGAAGAGAAAAGAGAAAGUACUAUAAGAAAGGAGGAUUAAUAGAAACAUCUAAGAGAGAGAAAGUAGAUUGUUGGAGGAGAUUUGAACAAAUGCAGUGCAUUCUGGAAAAAAGUGAGACACGUUGGUUCGGAGGGAACUGAGUGCAGUAGCAGGAUAAGAGGUAAUCUGAGAAGAUCGUUGCAAUUGUAGACUUUUCUACACACAGGUUGUGAAUGAGAUGAGGACAUUUUUGGAUUGGAUACUGUGGAAGAAUGGAAAGACUGAACAUUUAGGAAUGUCUAUUUCCAGAUAUAUCUAUGCAAGAGCAGGAGUGGGAGGAGUUACCAGUCUAAAGAUAGCAGCUUGAAGAGCAGUGGAGAGACACCAAACCAGCUGAGUGGUGGUGGGCAUUUUUUCAAAAGAAAUAAAGAAGGAAGAAUUGCAAAAGUAUAUUUUAAAAGCUUAAAGCUUCGCUAAAAUCAAAAUACAACAGAGGCAAAACCAACAAGACAGCACAUUUAAAGGAUGAAAUGCAGGAAGAGGCGAACAUCCCUAAAUAUUUUAGGGGGGGGAGGGGGAGGAAGGAGAUGAGAUCACAAAGGAUUACAAAAUGAAAUGUGGAGCAAUAGAGGGAGAGCGAAAAGCAAUGACAUGCUAUUUGGCAAGGUACAACGUAAAAACGAGCUGAAUGGAAAUGGAAGAGAAUAGAAAAUCCGAGAGUAACAGUGGACAAAGAGAAGAAAAGAUAACAAAAUGAACAAAAUACUGACCAUGACAGACCAGAUUACCCUUAAUCCUGUUUUCAAUUUGACAGAGAACUCAUGUAUACUCUUUAAAAUAAUUAUCAAAAUGAUCAAAUCAAGAGGAGGAGAAAAAAAAGAUUUAUCACUGAGCCGCAACGCCCUGUGAACAGCUGUUCUCUGACCUUGAAUCUAUUACACAAACCAUUCAAAUAGUUCCCCAAGUACCAUUUCCAAACAGGUCACCAUAACGAAUUAGGUAUCUCUUAGGUUUUUCAAGUUUUGCCAUACUUAGUAUUCACACUGCACCUAACUAGCAACCAUAAACAUUGAUUUCCUCCCUGUCUCUUCAUGCUGUCUUAUUCCUCAUCUCACCAUUAGCCUCCACACCACUCCCCAUCCAUUACUGAUAUGGAGCUGAUAGAAGAAAAAAACUCCAUAAAAAGGGGAGCGAUUGCUUCCUGUACUUCUCAGCUCUAUCCACUCCUAUAUUCCUAUCUGCUCUCCUUCCAUUUUAUCACUCCGUCUUCCCUCCUCACCGUUCUCCACACUUGAAAGCACGAGUUGCCGAGUGCAGAGGUGUAAUCCUGAGCAACACGUAUUGCUUUUUUUUAAAAACACGAGUUAGGUGCAAGCAGCUUUUUUUUGCAAUUAGCACAUGUUGUGUUAAGUGAAGUGAGAGUGUGUCGUACCAAAAUAGAUCCGGCGCAUCCAUCACUAACUUUCCCUCGUCUUUUACUCCGCCAUCUUCUCUCUCCUGCUCCUCUCUGUCCUCUUUUUAAAGUGGUGGAUAUGUGAUACAUCUCUCUGUGCUCCUGGAUAUUCAGGAUCACAUUUCAUCUCAGCUCACUCCAACAUAUCACAUCUCCUCUAGCCUGAGGUUUCUGCUCUAGUAUCAGAUUUUAUAAACAAGAGAUUUCCUACUUAUAUAAAGCUUUCAAUGACCUGUCACUAUUAUAUGCUUAUAUAUUUUGAAAGAUACACAUAGAGAGAUUUGAGCACAUCAUGUUGGCACAGUGAUCAAUAAAUUUACCCAAUGCAUAGAAAAGCAAAAGAUGUCAACAAAAUUAGCGUUUAAAGACGUUGAGUCAGAGCAGGGCCAAUGUUUGGCUAAGUUUCGCGAGUUAUGCCUGUGUACUUGUGCUAUAGUUUUAAACAUUUGUACCCAAAGAUAGGCCUGUGGAGUAUGACAGGAAAAAAACUCAAAAUAACCAAAAGACCUUCUUCCAAUAUCAAUAUACUAUAUAUUACAGUAUGUGUUUAGGCAUGGAAAAUCAUCUCUUGAUCUCAUUUAUGUCCAUUAUAUUGGACUGCAUGGGAAAUAAAACUUGAGCUGUCAAGGUCAGCUGACAUUCUUCUAUUUAAAAAAAAAAACAUACAGGGACAAAUCAAAGGGACUUUUUAAUUGCUUUAUAUUUUUAAUGCAAAAAAAAAGUGCUGACAAAUUUCCAAUAUUAAAAUAAAACCCAUAAAAUAAACACAAUUAUCAAUAUUGCCUGAUAGAAUAAGUUUGGCCGCACUGUGCCAAACUGCUUCCUCCUCCUCUUGAAGAGUCACCUGCAAAUAAGUAACAAUGCUCUCUGAAACAUCGCCUCACUAUGGAAAGUGUGAAAGUAAAGCUGGCAUAGAGAUGCAUGUAACUUAAUAACAGCUACUGUGCAGGAGCUACUAAUAGCUAUGUAGCAAAUAUGGCUUCCAUUGCAAAAGGCCGUGCCAAGAAGCAGUGAUUCAUGAUCAGUCAACAUAAAUUUAGAUAUUUUAGACUCGUGUAGACAGAUAAGGGCACAGAUAGGAAUCCAUAGGGAUUUAACCCUCUGUCCUAUUUUCUGAGUUGGUAUGUUUUUAUGGAAAAAUCAGCCCAGGAAGUAGCAAUUGGCACAGAUAACACAACCAUCAGUGCUUUGAUGCAUACUUUACAAAGCACACUUAACCUGCUACAGUAGCAAGAAGCAGUUAGAGUAGUUAGAUGAACAUUUCUUCAACCUUCCCUGCUUGUGCCCUUCAGAGGUCACUUUGGCCGCGUUGUGAUGUUGGAAGGUCUCCCUCGUUCUCUAUCUGCUUGCUCUGGACAUGACAUUGAAAAGCACACAGAAAGAAUGAGGUUCUAAAAGAAUCUCUCACAAGGGUUUCCUGAAAAUGGAGGGGAAAAUGAUGCUUCAUACAAUUCAUGACUGAUAGAGAUAACGGACGUGUUAUUGUACACAGGCACAC